Molecule: messenger RNA, 2054 nt
Organism: Annulohypoxylon maeteangense
Lineage: Eukaryota; Fungi; Ascomycota; Sordariomycetes; Xylariales; Hypoxylaceae
Product: general substrate transporter
Exons: 9
Coding region: 246-1808 (520 amino acids)
Biological process (GO): transmembrane transport; carbohydrate transport
Cellular component (GO): membrane
Molecular function (GO): carbohydrate:proton symporter activity
Source: RefSeq, a predicted model, not a curated record
GUUAUAAGAUAGGAGGUUAACGUGCUAGGGGGAAGUAUCAGACUAUGAGCCGAAUUGGGGUUCCUGAGAUGGUGUGAAGCAUUCUGUUUUACUCUGCUUUGUCGUGGUAUGAAUAAGUUAUUAGUAUUCGGCUUCUCUAUACCGUCAAAAAGAUAUCUAUUCUCUCUCCUCUCACCUCCAUUCAUCGCAAGCCUGACUUUGGUCUGUAGAUAGCGUUAUAAGACUCUUUUGAGUUUUCCUGUUGCAUGGUCUCUUUGUGUUGUACCUACAUAGGUAAUAAUUCUUGUAUACAUGAUCAUUAUCUAACUACUAUGUCGUUCGUAACGAAAGCAGAUAUUCGGCUUCAUCUACUAUGUAUCUUUUUUGCAGUUGGCUCAUUCGUUUGGGGGUAUAAUGUUGGCAUUCUCUCUUCCGUCCUUGUUCAUCCUGGGUUCGUCAAAAUUAUGGGUCACCUUACCCCUUCAAGAAAAGGGGUAAUUACUGCUAUCUAUUAUCUAGGAACUUGGUUGAGCUACAUAUUCAUUUCCCAUCCAGCGAGCGAUGUCUUUGGGCGAAGAUACGCAGCCUUGGGCGGCAUCCUCACCGUCGCCAUCGGUAAUGCUUUUGAGUGUGGCGCGACGGGGUCUGGGGCGUAUGCCAUGAUGAUCAUUGGUCGCAUAAUAUCAGGAAUUGGCGUAGGCAUGCUAUCGACUUCUGUUCCCUUAUACCAAAGUGAGGUGGCCCCGGCCGGUAAACGCGGAAAAUAUGUCGUUUUGAACCAUGUCGGUUUCGUUGGCGGCCUAGCGGCGGGAUUCUGGGUCGGGUAUGCUGUGACAUUUUGGAACACCACAGACUACGACUUAUACGUCUCGUGGCGCGUUUCUCUCGCCGUCGUUUUAGUCCCAUGCCUCAUAUUCGGAGCUGGACUUCCAUUCCUUCCUGAAACUCCGCGCUGGCUUAUCGAGCACGGUCAUCACGAUGCGGCGCAUAAAUCAUUGUAUUGGCUGCGUGAAGGUAGUUUUACGGAGCAAGAGAUUGACACCGAGUUGAUGCAUAUUAGAGGGGAUGUAGAACUACAUCAUGCCCCAGGAGAAGCGAACUGGCUGUCGUUAUUUAAAGAUCGAGGUUUAUUUGAACGUCUUUGGCGCGCGUCCCUGCUCCAAUUCAUGGCGCAGAUGUGCGGUGCUACAGCCAUGAAAUACUAUUUACCAACGCUUUUCUCAAAGCUUGGUCUACCUACGAGGGUUACCUUGUUGGCUGGUGGUAUCGAGUCUACAUUAAAGAUCGGCAUGACGGUUAUCGAGAUGUUUCUCAUAGACCAUCUUGGCCGUAGGGUGACGCUGACCGCAGGCUGCGUUGCGAUGGGGUUUAGCAUGUUAGUCAAUGGUGUGCUUGGCCAGAUUUAUCCGGACAACACAAACAGAGUCGCUGACGUAGUUUGUAUUGUGUUCAUCUUCAUUUACGCUCUUGGGUAUAGUAUGGGUUUCGGCCCAGCGGCCUGGGUAUACGGCUCCGAGAUAUUUCCGACUUCUGUUCGAGCGCGUGGACUCAACUUUUCCGCAUCGGGCGGAGCUAUCGGUUCCAUUGUCGUAGCCCAAGUUUGGCCUGUUGGCAUCGAUACAAUUGGUUCCAAUAUCUAUUUCUUCUUCAUGGCGGUUAAUUUUGUCUGCAUCCCCAUCAUCAUUCUUUUCUACCCCGAGACUAAGGGCCGGCCGUUGGAGGAUAUGGACCUACUCUUUAAUAAAGUUAUCGGAAGAGUUGGGGAAGAUCUUGACGAGCAUUCUGAGCCAGUACUACCUAAGAAUGUUAGCCGUCCACCACAGACCUGAUGGUAUCGAAGCGAAGGGGGUUCUAGAACGAAAGGCCGGGGUGAUAUUAUCAAUGACGGUCAUUCUAAUUAAUAAACCCUACGGAUAAGAAUCGUAUGAUGAGAGUGGGAUCGUCUUUGUAUAUUUCGACCGCUGUUAUAAUAGCUAGCGAGGUAGCAAAGUAUCAUCGGAUAUAAUGCAGAAUGACUUACUACGUAUGAUAGGUUUUCAAUUGAACGCCAAACGGAUUGAUGCUGCACUUCGUCG